AUGAGCAAGUACACACUAUCAUAUGGGUUUUUACCGCCAUCUAACAAUACAGAUACCACUCAUUUAUUACCUAUCACCUCAAUAACUAGGCUUGAUUCUACAGUAAUAACUGCAGGGAGAGAUGGUAAUGUUAUCAUUGAGGAAAGCCACACGAAACUUGCGGUCCAUAGCGAUUGGAUAAGUGGAAUUGCCUGCCUCUCUGCCACCAAAUUCCUCACUGUUUCACACGAUUUCACUAUUUGCUACAACUGGCAAACAACUGCGUGGAAUCACAGAAUUGUGGGCUACCAUGAUGAUUACGUGAAAGGCAUUGCGCUAAUUGGAUUUCAUGAUAUGAAGUGUAAGUUUGCUACUGUGGGCCUUGAUAAGAAGUUAAAGAUAUGGGAACUCGACCUCUUUGAGGUUGAAAACGAGGAUGAUGAGGAAGCUAAGCUAAUUGGUGAGUUUGAUAAUGCUACCAAGCAGGAUGCAGGUUCUAUUUAUUGUGUGGCAGCCACAGAGAGUACUGUGAUUUUCGGCGAUAAUGACGGUAGACUAAGAUGGUACGAUGUGGAAAACAACAGGUUGAUCAGAAGUCUCGAUGAUGCCGCUUGUGUAAACCUUAAGACUUUGAAAAUCUUAGACGAUAACAAAACAGUUAUGAGCACUGGUGCUGAUGGAAGUGUGAAACUUUGGGAUAUUGAAACAGGAAAAUGUCUCAAAACAAGAAAACUUGAACAUGCGAUAUGGUCAGUCGAAGGUAACUCUUCCGGCAAUUUAUAUCUCGGCGACUCAGCUGGUAAUAUCUUAUUACUAUGUCAUGACAAAGUUUCCUUUAUUUACGAAAAUAAUCAAGAAGAAAAAAGCUAUAGAUCCGGGGGCAUUCUGGCAAUGUCUAUUAUUGAUGAUGAAGUGUGGUUUUCUAACUCUGGCAACUCAAAUCUCAAUAAAUUGAACUUGAAGACAAAGGAGCUCAAAGUAAUACAGGGUGGACAUGCUUUGUUGCGUUGUUCACUUUUAACAAAUCGUAGACAUGUUAUCACAGAAAAUACUCUGGGUUCUCUACAGAAAUGGGACAUCGUGUCUUGCGAGCUUGUUGAAAAUAUUAGCAAAGAUGAGGGAACAUUUGAUGAAGUUGUGCGUAAGAGAAAUCCCAAAGAGGUUCUACCUCAUUGGUGUACUGUUACUAUAAAACGAGGCAUCCUUUUCGUUAAGAUUAAUGAACGAUUUUUGAACACCGAAGUAUAUGGAAGCGCGUUAACUGAUUAUGAGAUUGUCAAUGCCGAUAAGGCAGAUGACAUUAAUUUUGAUGAGAGAUAUAAUUUAGGUCGAAUUGCGAUAAAUUCCUUAUUACAUGGCUUCAUAGAGUACGAACUAGCAAAGGAUAGGAAAUUCAGGGAGGAGAAAACUGCUAUAAAAAAACAGACGCCUCCAUCAACGCCAAAUAUCCUGCGUAGACAUAGUUCCAUGGUUCUGGAACAUACUGGAUCUGAACAUAAGGAUAAGAAUAAAGAGAAGAGGCGGUUGUCUAUAUUUACAAAGUUCACUCAGUCCAAUAAUACGACACCUCAGAAUUCUGCCCCUAAUACCCCAAAUGGCAUGAUGGAUACCCACCAAGGAAUAAUCGAAGAAAACGAAAGUGGUGCCAUGCCCAUGAUGUUACCAGGCCCUGCUACCGCGCCUAAUAACUCUAUUAAACCUAUACAUAUACCGCUUUCAAGGACGACCACCGAUCACAGUAUGGAGAGAUCGGCAACACCCUCUAGUACUUUCGGAUUCCAUAACAAGGUUUCAAGAAUGAAAUUCGACACUGGAAGCACGGAGGAUAUUCCUAGCUCAUCAUCUAUUGGAAAUGGCGAGGUGAAAUUUAAGUUCACUUCAAGGAAUUUCUCAAGUGGUAAUUCCGCGGAAACGAAAAAAUCAGGUUUGUUUUUAAAUGAAUACAUUGAUGAAGUAUAUCAGUCGUAUUUGAGACAGCCACCAAACUCUUCGUCAUCAUUUAUGAAGUUUGGGAAACGUAUAGCAGACACUCUCUUUAUUCGAGACUCAACAAGACCAGUAGUGAAAAUCAAAAGUGGUUGCAUACUCACGGUUAACCACUGGAGGGAAGGAUCUACAGGAGAGACCAUUUCCUUCUCCACAUACCUUCCACCACCAACAUAUACAUCCAGCGACUUGGUUGACAACUUCUCAACCUACGAGUCUCUCGAAAAGCACCUCCCAAUAUGGCUCGGCAAGAUCUUGUUCAAGGAGGACAAAGUCGUUAAGAACUACCCUAAGAUAACAUUCAUCAUCCAACCCUGGGUUGACACAGAAUUUGAGUCUUCUGAAGAUAAGGAGCAUGGCUCUCAAUCAAAAAAAUCUGGCUUUUACAGAAAAAUCAAACCCCAUGAAUCUCCACUGAUGCUUCCAAAGAUCAAUGACGCUAAUGUUCGAUUAACCGCCGCUGAAAUGAUAAAAGCAAAGAAAGUUAAGCAGUAUAUAGUCGACAGGUUCGAAACAAGAACACCAGAAAUGAAGAAUAAGGAAGACCCUAGUGAUUGGCUUGAAAUUUUAUGCAAGGGCACCGUUCUCGAAAACGAUAUAACCUUGAGUGCUAUCCGUACUCUGUACUGGAAAUCAAACACUGAUAUUGUGCUUGAAUACAGGCGCAAGAACCCAGUAAGCUCCUAG
Messenger RNA from Kluyveromyces marxianus DMKU3-1042, 2652 nucleotides. RefSeq names its product Duf1p (gene DUF1). Bases 1 to 2652 code for a protein of 883 amino acids. NCBI's taxonomy places the organism in Eukaryota, Fungi, Ascomycota, Saccharomycetes, Saccharomycetales, Saccharomycetaceae. The record is from RefSeq and is a predicted model, not a curated record. Gene Ontology annotation, molecular function: ubiquitin binding. The transcript has a single exon. Gene Ontology annotation, biological process: double-strand break repair via homologous recombination; protein deubiquitination.